Messenger RNA from Gekko japonicus, 6952 nucleotides. RefSeq names its product B-TFIID TATA-box binding protein associated factor 1 (gene BTAF1). Lineage: Eukaryota; Metazoa; Chordata; Lepidosauria; Squamata; Gekkonidae. Gene Ontology annotation, molecular function: ATP binding; ATP-dependent chromatin remodeler activity; DNA binding. The record is from RefSeq and is a predicted model, not a curated record.
AUGGUGAGGCUCGAUCGUCUCUUUAUCUUAUUGGAUACUGGCACAACACCUGUAACAAGGAAAGCCGCUGCACAACAACUUGGGGAGGUUGUGAAACUUCACCCCCACGAAUUAAAUAAUCUUUUAGCAAAGGUGUUGGUACACUUAAGGAGUACAAAUUGGGAUACUCGCAUUGCUGCUGGACAAGCUGUGGAAGCAAUAGUGAGAAAUGUGCCAGAAUGGAAUCCUACUCCACGACCCAAACAAGAACAUGGUUGUGAGAGUCCUGUGGAAGAGUCAUCUGCCUCUGAUCGGUUGCGUUUUGACAGAUUUGAUAUCUGCCGACUCCUGAAGCAUGGUGCUUCUCUUCUUGGGUCUGCUGGUGCAGAAUUUGAAGUCCAAGAUGACACAGCAGGUGAAAUUGAUCCCAAAGAGAGGAUAGCACGACAAAGGAAGCUGCUCCAAAAGAAGCUCGGCCUUGAUAUGGGAGCUGCAAUUGGAAUGAAUACAGAAGACUUGUUCAAUGAUGAGGAUUUGGACUACACUCCUGCUCCAUCGUUUCUUGUACACAAACAACCUACUCUUCAAGCUGCUGACUUGAUUGAUUCAGAAUUUCGAGCUGGUAUGAGUAGCAGGCAAAAGAAUAAAGCUAAGAGAAUGGCCAAGCUGUUUGCCAAACAAAGAUCAAGAGAUGCAGUAGAAUCCAAUGAAAAGAGCAACGAUAGCACUGAUGGGGAACCAGAGGAGAAGAGAAGAAAAGUGGCAAAUGUUAUCAUCAGUCAGCCUACAACUGAUUCCAAACUUUUGGUAGAUAAUGUGCCAGAAGAGACUAAUGAAUGGCCUUUGGAAAGUUUUUGUGAAGAAGUAUGCAAUGACCUCUUUAACCCAUCAUGGGAGAUCAGACAUGGUGCAGGUAUUGGAUUGAGAGAGGUACUUAAAGCUCAUGGAAGAAGUGGAGGCAAAAUAGGAGACAGCACUAUAGAAGAGAUGACUCAACAGCACCAGGAUUGGCUGGAGGACUUGGCUAUCAGGCUUCUUUGUGUGUUUGCCUUAGAUAGAUUUGGCGACUUUGUUUCCGAUGAAGUCGUGGCACCAGUGCGAGAGACUUGUGCUCAAACACUGGGAGUGGUGCUGAAAUACAUGAAUGAGACUGGUGUUCAUAAAACUGUGGCUAUCCCGCUGAUUCUGGCACAGGAACAGUGGGAAGUGAGGCAUGGGGGCCUGUUGGGGAUAAAAUAUGCUUUGGCAGUUCGUCAGGACUUAAUUGAGACGUUAUUACCUAAAGUCUUACCAGCAAUAACUGAAGGUCUGCAGGAUCUGGACGAUGAUGUCAGGGCUGUUGCUGCUGCAUCUUUAGUGCCAGUGGUGGAAAGUCUUGUCUACCUUCAGCCGCAGAAAGUACCCUUUAUUCUUAAUAUAUUAUGGGAUGCACUUCUGGAAUUGGAUGACCUGACAGCUUCUACAAACAGCAUCAUGACCCUCCUUUCAUCCCUUCUGACUUAUUCUCAGGUCCGAAAAUGCAGUAUUCAGCAAUCACUCACGGUUCUGGUACCACGUGUGUGGCCAUUCCUACAUCAUACAAUAUCAUCUGUUCGAAAAGCUGCACUGGAAACUCUGUUUACUUUACUGUCUACAGAAGAUCAGAGUUCUGCAGCCUGGCUUAUUCCCAUUUUGCAAGACAUGUUAAGGCAUAUCUUUCAGUUCUGUAUUUUAGAAAGUAAUCAAGAAAUUCUGGAGCUCAUUCAUAAGGUGUGGCUGGAAUUGUUAAGCAAGGCAUCUCUGCAAUACGUGGUAGCAGCUGCUUGUCCGUGGAUGGGAGCUUGGCUCUGUUUAAUGAUGCAGCCUUCUCACUUGCCUAUUGACUUAAAUAUGUUACUAGAAGUGAAGGCCAGAUCAAAGGAAAAAACUGGUGGCAAGGUGCGGCAAGGUCAGACGCAGACUAAGGAGGUGAUUCAGGAGUACAUUGCUGGAGCAGAAAGUGUUGCCGAAGAUCCAGCAACCAGGGAUUAUGUUGUUAUGAGAGCCCGAAUGAUGGCAGCAAAAUUGCUUGGAGCACUUUGUUGCUGUAUUUGCGAUCUGAGUGUGAAUGCCGUUACUCAGGAAAUAAAGCCAGCUGAAUCGCUAGCCCAGCUAUUGCUUUUCCAUUUGAAUUCCAAGUCCGCUUUGCAGAGGUUUAGUGUUGCAUUAGUAAUCUGUGAGUGGGCUGCUUUGCAGAAGGAAAAUAAAGCUGUGGCUCUUGCUGUCCAGUCACGUUUACUUGAAGUCCUUUCAGAGCAUCUUUAUUACGAUGAAAUUGCUGUUCCCUUCACGCGAAUGCAGAAUGAAUGUAAACAACUCAUCUCCUCAUUUGCUGAUGCAAACAUUGACAUUGGCAGCCGAGUAAACUGUAGUGUGUUUACAAUAGAUCAAGCUAAUGAAUUGGUCACUACCAUCUUCAGUGAAUUUACAUCCUCUUUUAAUUUAAAUCCUAAAGUCUUACAGCAAUUGGAAGGCAAGAGACAACAAGUCCAAAUGACUGUUACAGAAACAAAUCAGGAAUGGCAAACACUGCAGCUACGAGUGCAUACCUUUGUUGCUUGUGCUGUUGUGAACCUGGAGCAACUUCCAGAAAAAUUAAACCCUGUGAUAAAACCUCUGAUGGAGGCUGUGAAGAAAGAAGAGAACACACUAGUGCAAAAUCAUGCAGCUUUGUGUAUUGCUAAGUUACUUCAGCAGUGCACAACAAGGUCUCCGUGUCCCAAUUCAAAGAUUAUUAAAAACCUUUGCAACUCACUCUGUGUGGACCCACAUCUUACACCUUUAGCAUCAUGUCCAGCCCAACCCCAGAGUGUCCAUGAAAAUGCAAAAGGAUCCAAUUCUGAAAGAGGUGGGAUGCAUCAUACAGUCACCAAGCACAGAGGUAUAAUCACACUGUACAGGCAUCAAAAAGCAGCAUUUGCCAUCACAAGCAGACGAGGUCCUACACCAAAGGCCACAAAAACUCAAAUUGGUGAUCUGCCCACCAGUAGCAGUGGGAAUAUGAUCACAGAGCUUGAUGAAGCCCAGAAACCCUACGUUGUGCAGAGGAGAGGUGCAGAAUAUACUUUAUCCACUAUUGCAAAACAUUUUGGCGGUGAAAUGGCUGUGGGCUUGCCACAUCUCUGGGAUGCUAUGGUUGGUCCCUUAAGGAAUAACAUUGAUAUAAACAACUUUGAUCUAAAGCUGCUCUUGGAAAAGGGAGAUGGCCCAGCCCAGGAAUUGGUGAAUUCUCUACAGGUUUUUGAAACAACAGCCGCCUCUAUGGAUGUUCAACUUCACUCUUUGUUGGUCCAGCACUUGCCUUAUCUGUGUAUGUGCCUUCAACACCCCAACACUGCAGUGAGACACAUGGCUGCUCGUUGCGUUGGUGUAAUGAGCAGAAUAGCUACCAUAGAAACCAUGCACAUUUUCCUGGAAAAGGUUCUUCCUUGGCUGGGUACUAUAGAUGACAGUACCAAACAAGAGGGUGCAAUUGAAGCUCUUGCUUCUGUAAUGGAGCAACUAGAUGUUGGAAUUAUUCCCUAUAUAGUCCUCCUUGUGGUCCCAGUUCUGGGCAGAAUGAGCGAUCAAGCUGACAGCGUACGUUUCAUGGCCACUCAGUGCUUUGCUACGUUAAUUAGAUUAAUGCCUCUUGAGGCUGGCAUUCCAGACCCACCUAAUAUGUCUGAAGAUUUAAUCAAAAUUAAAGCCAAGGAACGCCAUUUUCUGGAACAGUUGUUAGAUGGGAAAAAACUAGAAAACUAUAAAAUUCCAGUGCCAAUUAAAGCUGAACUCAGAAAAUAUCAACAGGAAGGUGUGAAUUGGCUGGCUUUUCUUAACAAAUACAAGCUUCAUGGUAUCCUCUGUGAUGAUAUGGGCUUAGGAAAAACUUUACAGUCCAUUUGUAUUCUUGCAGGGGAUCAUUGUCUCAGGGCUCAAGAAUAUUCAAGAACUAAAACAUCUGAUAGUGUUCCGCUUCCAUCAUUAGUAGUGUGCCCUCCCACACUUACAGGCCAUUGGGUGGAUGAAGUAGGGAAGUUUUGUUCCAAAGAGUAUCUCAAUCCACUGCAUUAUACUGGUCCUCCUACAGAAAGGGCAAGGUUGCAGCACCACGUAAAAAGACACAACCUCAUUGUAGCUUCUUACGAUGUUGUAAGGAAUGACAUUGACUUCUUCAGGAAUAUUAAAUUUAACUACUGUAUACUUGAUGAAGGCCAUGUCAUAAAAAAUGGAAAAACAAAAUUAUCAAAAGCAAUAAAGCAGCUGACUGCCAACUAUAGGAUAAUACUCUCUGGGACCCCAAUUCAGAACAAUGUCUUGGAGUUGUGGUCACUGUUUGACUUCCUGAUGCCAGGAUUUCUGGGCACUGAGCGCCAGUUUGCAGCUCGCUAUGGCAAGCCUAUAUUGGCAAGCAGAGAUGCUCGGAGCUCAAGCAGAGAGCAGGAGGCAGGUGUUCUUGCAAUGGAGGCAUUGCACAGACAAGUCUUGCCAUUUUUGUUGAGGAGGAUGAAAGAAGAUGUACUGCAGGAUCUUCCACCCAAAAUUAUUCAAGACUAUUACUGCACCCUCAGCUCUCUGCAGAUUCAACUGUAUGAAGAUUUUGCCAAAUCUCGUGCCAAAUGUGAUGUGGAAGAAACUGUUUCAUCAGCCUCAUUGACUGAGGAGACAGAAAAACCAAAGCUUAAAGCCACAGGGCAUGUGUUCCAGGCUUUACAGUAUUUAAGGAAACUGUGCAACCAUCCAGCUUUAGUUUUAACUGCUCAGCAUCCAGAGCAUAAGAGAAUCACAGAGAAGCUUGCAGUUGAAAACACUUCUCUUCGAGACAUCCAACACGCACCUAAACUCUCGGCUUUAAAACAGUUGCUGCUUGAUUGUGGCUUGGGAAAUGGUGGCUCCCCAGAAAGUGGCACAGAAACCAUCGUUGCACAACACAGGAUACUUAUCUUCUGUCAACUCAAGAGCAUGCUGGAUAUUGUAGAGCAUGACCUGCUCAAGCCUCACUUACCUUCCAUUACCUACCUGCGAUUAGAUGGCAGCAUACCCGCUGGUCAGAGGCAUUCCAUUGUGUCACGGUUUAAUAAUGAUCCAUCCAUUGAUGUCCUCUUGCUUACCACACAUGUUGGCGGACUGGGGCUAAACUUAACUGGUGCAGACACGGUGGUGUUUGUGGAACAUGACUGGAAUCCAAUGAAAGACCUGCAAGCAAUGGAUCGAGCACAUCGUAUUGGGCAGAAACGAGUUGUCAAUGUUUAUCGCCUGAUAACAAGAGGAACGUUGGAAGAAAAGAUAAUGGGUCUCCAGAAGUUCAAAAUGAAUAUUGCAAAUACAGUGAUCAGUCAAGAGAACACUAGUUUACAAAGCAUGGGCACAGAUCAGCUUCUUGACCUCUUCACUCUUGACAAGGAUGGAAAAGCUGAAAAAUCAGACGCUGCCACUUCUGCUUCUGGAAAAGCAACUAUGAAAUCAGUGCUUGAAAAUCUUGGAGAACUUUGGGAUCAGGAGCAGUAUGACUCCGAAUACAGUUUAGAGAAGUUUAUGCAUUCGCUCAAAUAAACUUUCUUUAAUGCAGUGACUGCUAGUCCACAUUUUCAGCUGAUAUUCAGCAAAUUUCAAAACAUUUAUAGUGAACUUCUAGUAUAACAUGUAAAUACUAAAAAAAUAUGAAAGAGCUGCGUUUUGAAUAAAGCUACCUACUUCACUUUGAGGUAGUUAAGUCUUAAAUACUAGCAUUAUAUAAAACCUUUAAAUGUAAACUUAAUGUGAGGUUGUUUUGAAUUUCCCAAAUAGCUAUAGAUUCUUAUUUGCUGGGGGGAAAAUAAAACAUAACCGGUUUUGCACAUUCUGAUAAGUGUUAUUACUCUUUUGAAAUCAUAACUUCCCCUUUCCCCAAAUCUUCAGUAAUUUGUACAGAUUGUUUGAAAACUUCUCUUAUUAUUGUACAUCUCUCUUUGAAACCCGGUUUUGCUUCAAUGAUACAUUAAAGAAGAAUUUUCAGUUUAACAAGUUAGAGUGAUAUUUGGUGCAGAUCACUUCAGGAUGUAUAUUGAGACUGUAGUGGCAAAGUCCUGAAGCAGUAAUGGGGAAUUAAAUGAAAAUUCAAGUGUUAAGGUCCCACCUUGUGUGGUGCUCUUCAGUCUUCUGACAUCAUUUUGAGAGCAGUUGACUUUUUAAUAGGAAUUUACACAUAAUGGCUUGCUAUAGGCCAUUUCUGCAUCCUUUUUAGAGGGUGCCAUUUUUAAAUUUUUAUGUGUAUAUAUAGUAUGGCUAGAGUGUAGCCCGGUUCAGAGAUCAAGCAUAUGCUGUAGGUUUCAAUCCUAUUUUUUUGUAACUAAAAGAGCAGUUAUAUUAACAGAGCUUUUCCAGACAUAGAUAUUGUAAAAUUGAGAAUUCAUGCUGGAAAAAUCUCUAAUGCACUAGUGCAGGACUCUCUCAAACGAGAGAGGAAAGAUGCUUUAUUUAGGGUCUAGAUGCACACACAUCUACUUAGAAAUGCCUACAUUGCAUCAGAGGAAAUGGAACAUUUGAACUAAAAUCAUGUAAUAGAAGGUUAUAAUAACUGAGUGAGGGUAACAGUAGCUGUACAUUUUUAAAAGGGAGCCAGUAGUGAUGUGUCUGUUCAUAGAUGUGCAUGUAUGUACCAAAUGUACACAGUUUUCUGAAUAUAUUAAAGGCAAACCUGCAUAACCUGUCAGAAUACAUAGAAUAUAUGUAUAGGUGUCAUAUCUACAAUUUGGAGCUGGCUGUGCACUUCAGCAUCAGAGCUUGAAUAGCCAUGAAACCUCAAUAGUGUAAAGUAAUUGUUUUGAUUUUUUUAAAAAAGGGAAAAAAACAUUGGCUUAUGGGGCAAGAUUGUUUUGCAAUAUUCAAACAUGAAUGAACGUGUGUCAGAUUUAAGUAGGUAUAUGACCUGCCAUAUUGUAACAUUAACUUAGCAUUCCAUGACAAGGGAAAAAAAUAAAAAGCCAAACUGGCAUAA